Molecule: messenger RNA, 5292 nt
Organism: Apis laboriosa (Himalayan honeybee)
Lineage: Eukaryota; Metazoa; Arthropoda; Insecta; Hymenoptera; Apidae
Product: zwei Ig domain protein zig-8-like
Exons: 7
Coding region: 1380-2279 (299 amino acids)
Biological process (GO): synapse organization
Cellular component (GO): neuron projection membrane
Source: RefSeq, a predicted model, not a curated record
CAUUUCGCUCUCACGGAUCUCUUUACGCGCCACUCUUUUUCCUCUUCUUCCUCUUUUUUUUCUCUCUCGACUCUUUCUCGGACACCAUUCACUCCUACUUACUCUUUUCGAUCGCCCACUUAUCCAUCUUACGACUUUCUUCUUCCCCUCUCUGACCACUACUUAACCUCUGUAUUCUCUCUCUUUCUCUCUCUCUCUCUCUCUCUCCCUUCCUUCCUUUCUUCCUUCCUUCCUUCCUUCCUUAUUUCAUAUACCACCAUGCCCAUCUCUAUUCUCCUCUCUGUCGUCUCGACGUGGGGCGACUAUUUCGUUUCAGUCGCUCCACCACCGGUGGCUCUCGCGGUAUUGCCCAUGCGUGUACACACACGCGAUGAAACGUGGCUCACGAGGAACGGAGUGUGCGUGUCCAAUGACGAAUGAGUGGCACUUAAGGAGAAGCAUCACCGGGUAGACUCGUGAUUGCGCGAGGCGAAUGUCGCGUUACCGUAUCUCGGCACAAAAUGCACAAGCCUGUCACGUGGAAAUUCGAUUCACAAGGAAUGUCUCGAUUCGUGUAAAAGUUAUCCGACGUGAAAAGAAUCGAAGAAAAAGUGAAUUUAAAUGAAAGGAAGUGCUUCGAGGAGUCGAUUCUUCAUUUAGAACGGAUUUCGAAAAAGUUAGAUUAUGUGAAAAUAAAGAAUUAUUGUGUAAUUAUCGAUCAUUUCUGUAUGUGAUUCUAUAAUUGAUUAAUCAUGCUUUGUUGCUUCGUAUUGCGCGUAAUUUUCUCGAUAUGAUGAUACAUUAAAAGUAGUGUGACGAUUCGUUGAAGGAUUCGUGAAAAAUACUAUAAUCUAAAAAGUGUGUUAAAUAUUUACGAGACAAAAAUUUAUUACAUUAAGAUUUUAACGUGAGAUUAUUUUAAAAAAUUCAAUCGCGUUACCGAUAUUCACGUGGCAGAUUUAUUGUUCUAGUAGUAGUGUUGAUUUUAAUUUAUUAUACUAGCUGCGAACGUCUUUUCGUUGAUCCAUUUCAGUGCCUGGUUUUCCAUGACGGAUUCUAACGUUAAAUAGCGCGCUUCGUGAUUGGUUGAGUGUUUCGUUGAAGAAGAAAAGAUAUGUCGGCCGAAUAUAACGUUGAUUGAAGAUACGAGAUGGAGCGUGCUUAUUCGGAGACGGUGGAUGCUCGGUGAAGUGCGAGAAUGAAUUUCUCGGCGUCAAUUUUCAACGAGACGGGUUGGAAAAAAACGAGGGAAAUGCAGCGGAGAAGAAAGGAACGCGUGACUUCGACACGAAUGCAAUAGACACCUUUUAUCGGUAACAGCGAGUCGACAACUGGUGACACGACGACUAGGAUUCAUCGCUCUACUCGAGCUGGCACGACUUUGAGGCUGGUAUCGCGAAAUGUACCGGAAACGAUGGACCGUGAAGACGCUACGAAUGGAUUUAUGGUAUGGCGGCAACGGGAGUGGCUGGUGCGCCAAGAUUCUGGCCAAAAUCAUCUGCAUUUUCUUCUUCUCGAUACUGUUGCACGACGAGGCUGUGCGUAGCACGCGUUUGAUCGAGGCUGAUAGCGAUCAUCUCCAAGAAUAUGCCACGCCGGAUCCGAAUCCUUACUUCGACAUUACGCGCGCAUCGAACGUGACGGGUCUCGUUGGAAAGACGAUUCAACUCGUUUGCAAAGUGAAGAAUCUUGGGAACAGAACUGUCUCGUGGGUUAGGCAUCGAGACAUUCACCUGCUGACAGUCGGUCGUUACACUUACACGAGCGAUCAACGCUUCGAGGCAAUGCACACACCGCACACAGAGGAGUGGACACUGAGGAUACGAUAUCCUCAGAAGAAGGAUUCCGGUAUUUACGAGUGCCAAAUAUCCACCACUCCUCCCAUUGGAUAUUCCGUGUAUCUCACCGUGGUCGAGCCGGUCACAGAGAUCGCCGGAGGGCCGGAUCUGUUCAUCAACAAGGACAGUACGAUAAACCUGACGUGCCUGGUCAGAUACGCUCCCGAGCCACCGUCCACGAUCGUUUGGAGCCACGAUCACGAAGCGAUUAACUUCGACUCACCGAGGGGCGGGAUCAGCUUGGUCACGGAGAAGGGACCCGUGACUUCCAGCCGUUUGCUAAUCCAGAAAGCGAUCGACAGAGACGCCGGUCUGUACACAUGCUCGCCAAGCAAUACCCACUCGAGCAGUGUGCACGUCCAUAUCGUCAAUGAGCAUCCAGCAGCGAUGCAUCACGGAAGUGGCGACAGAAUGGCUGCGACCCUACUUACCCUCAUCCUACUUCUUUUCAUGAUCAUUUAGCCAGCGUUCGGUUUUCAUGGAUAGUGAUUUUAACCGCGCAUUUCUGAAUCCGCUCAUCCGCUCUGAAAUUGAAUCAAUUUCUCUCGAUUAUUCUAUCUACGCUCACGUAUAUUAUAUUUAAUUUAAAAAAAGAGAAAAAGAAUUUUUUAUCCUUUUUUCACCUAGAAAAAAUACAAUUUGAUCUUGAAAGUCAGAAUAGAUUAUAUGACUUAAAAUAAAAAUAUGAGAUUAAAUUUUUCAAAUAAAAAAUAAUACGUCAAAGAGUUAAGAUUCAAACAAUCGAUGAACUUUUAAAUUUGAUUUCCUUCUGAAAAUCAAUUUUUUAAACGAAAAAAAUAUAUUCUACAUUUCUUGCUUAUUUUCAUAAUUAGAAUAAUCUUUCAUCCAGAGAAUUGAUUAAUUUCACUUUUGAAAAAUGUUCAAACUCGAUUUACUCGAAAACCGCGAAAGCCUUCGAAUCGAAUUUCCUUAUUCUUCAUUAUCGCCUUAAAUAGCUAUAAAAAAUCCCCCCCCCCCUUUCAUAGAUCCCAUCUCUCACAGAAUCGCCAUGACCAUCCAGUGUACAUACAUGCACACGUGUGUAAUUUCACGAUCGUAUCGUGAAGUAACGACGGAACGACUGGUAUCGACACUGGAUUUAAUUAAAUAAAAACACGUUGGAAACACGUUCGUCCUGUUGUGGUAACAACAAACUCGCUUCUUUCCACGUCAUCGAAAAGUUUCGCCCAUUUUAUACGUUUUAUCUCGAAGAGGAUAAGCGUCGAAGCGACUUGCCUCCCCGGCCAAACUUGUUACAUUUCUGUUCCUGUCACCGGGAAAUAGAAUCAACGCCACCCAGAACGAUGUAGAACGAGCGUAGAAUCUUCCGCGUCCCUUGCGGCUGUCUAAUGGAUUUACGAGAGAGGGAACGAAAUCCACGAUGUGAACGUGGAAUAUUAAUUUCACGGUGUGAUUCCGAAGAAUUGGAAUUAAUUUAGAACACGUUGCAUAUCAGAUAGAUUUGCAAGAAUUUUCCUAUUCAUUAAUGAUUAGGGAGAGGGGGGAAAAAAGAGGAAGAAGAAACGUAAUUAAUAGAAAUGAAAAUUAAGACGAAAGGACGUUGGAAUGUAAAUAUAUGCGUAUAUAUAGGUACGUAUAUAUUUUUGCCUUACUUCGAAGAACUUAUAAUUUUUUUACAUCAUUCUAGUCUCAUCCGUUUGCUUUAUUAAAAGCGGAACGUACGCGCUUGAAUUUUGUGCGACGAACAUUCACCAAGCACGAUUGAUUUCAAUUUUCAUCGUCGAUACGUACAAUCGUUAUGAUUUUCUGCUUUACCGGCAGAGAGAUUAGCACGAGAAAAAGAUGUAGGUUACGUCUUGGCUUGCAACAACUGCGGAAUUAUUUUCUUCGCAACGAGCAAAUUUAUCGAUACGCGGAGUUUGUUAUUGGUGUUUCGAGUACGCAGAUUUGUUCACGGAUGUAUAGUGCGAUAAAUAUUACGAAGGAAACAGUGGAUCGCGUCGAUUGCGCUCGCGUCGAGAGUUUUAUGUUGUUUCGAAAAUAAAAGAAGGUUAUGUCGUCAGCGUUAAGGAUCGAGUGCAACGAUGCGUUGUGCACGAGUUUAAGGAAGAAAUGUGUUACGGUGGAUUAAGGAAAGAAACGGCGGAACAGUUUAUCCGAAAGCUCGGUGGGGCUAUUCGUACUGAUUACCACUUAAUUCUCUCCUGUUUUUACGGAACCCUCUAAACCAUUGUGAUUACAGCCUAUUUCCGACCGGAGGGAAGUUACUGCCACUUUCCACGGAUACUUUUGCGCUGUCGACCGGGUAAAAGCAUGGUUAUAGAGCGAAUAAAGUGAAAUAUUCUGUCUAACCGAAGAAACGAAGUUUAAUUGUACGUUUGCGUUGGCGGGGAACUAGGUAACGCUUUUAAAGAAAAACCAACGAAUAAUUUUCACUAACUCUUUGGUAAAUCACGUCAAGUUUCUUUUUCGUAAAUAUCUUUUAUUUAUCAAGAAAAUUUUAUGGUGAAAAGUAAAUAAUAAAAAAUCGUGGAGGAAGAGAGAUGUAAUGUGAUUGAAUCAGUCAUAUUUAAUAAAGUUACUUUGAUAAUUUAUUGUUCGAAAUAUAAUAAUAAUAAUAAAAAGUGUCGAACAGCCGAGAUUAUACGAUAGAUAAAUGUUAUUCGAGCGUUUUAAUAAAUAAUUAUUUGAAAUUUUUCAUUUUUUCAACGGAUUAAUGCGAUUCAACUCUGCCUGAUUCUUUAGUUUUGUUCGUAAUUCAUAGUUUAGCGAUCCGCUGUUGCUUAAUUGUGUUUCGCAAAUUUUAAAAGUAAUUAUUCAAAUUACUAUAUCUUGUAUAAUAUUAAAAUAGUAAUCUUUCGUCAACAAUAUUGUAUUACCUAGUUCUUCACUACGAGAAAUAAAAUUUAAAUUUUGUUAUAUUAUAAUUUUAUUUUUUGUUUUAUUAAUCUGUUUAAGAAUGUAUAUUUUUCUUUGAGAGAAUGUAAAUAUAUCGUAUUGUAACCACCGUUACGUUCGUUCCAUGAACAAGAAACGCAUUUGUUUUAUCCAAGGGACCAUGAUUGUUGAAGAAAGGUAAAAGAAAAGAAAUACGGUCUAAUUGUUCUCAUCAACAGAUACGUAAAUAAAUAUAUAUUUAAUUUUUCGAAAUAAGCGAAUUGGAAGAAAGGAUACGUUUGUAUCUUUUGUCGGCAAACUCGUUCGCAUGAGAUGAAUAUUUCGUCUGAAUCACGGCACACGAAACUGCAUUUCACGUUACUCGCAUAUUGUAAUAACACCAUAGCUGUAAGCAUUUUUACGAAAGAGUGACGAGAGUAUAUCUUGAAUAUGUAUAAACGUAUAAUAAUCAUAAAAAAAAAGUACACGAUACUUGUAGUUUUGAAAAUUACAGAAACUAGCCAAUUAUUAUUAUAACUUCGUUUAAAAAAAAUUUUUUACAAAUGUACAUAAAGUUAAGGAUCUUGAACUUUAUUAUAUCGUUGUAGCAAUUUAUUAAAUUAAGGAUGAAAUUUGA